AUGUUGGCCAGCGACGCCAUCGGCGGACGCCCGCUGAUCCCUCGAGCCAGCAGCAUCGGCGUCGGCGGCGGCGGCGGCAUGAACUCUCACGAGUCUGUGGGUGGUGGGACGCCUGGCCGCCCGACGACAUCCGGCCGCAGGUACAUCCGCUCGCGGGAGGGUUGUCUGACGUGCAAGCGUCGAAAGGUCAAGUGUGAUGAGCAGAGACCGCGGUGUUCCCACUGCGAGAGGCUCAACAUGGAGUGCAAAUGGCGGCCCCAGACGCGCUCAGCCGCGCAGAGGAGGCUGCCCACCAACGACAUGAAUGGGGCGGCCGCUGAGCAGAAUCUGUCGCCGGCCACCGAGGCCUCACCUGGAAACUCCGUCUUCCAGCCGGCCCACGCCGUCGACGAGGUCUUCGACUACGCCAGCUUCAUGUGGGACUCGGGGGACUUCUGGCAGCAGGCUGCACAUUCGCAAAUCACAUUCCCGGACAGGACGGCCUUUGUCAAUCCGUUCCCCGCACCCUCACUCACGCAAAGCAACGACAGCCAGGAAAAGCCGCCCCUGCCCCAAGGCGGCGAGAAGUUGAUGGAGUUCUUCGUCCACUCCGUCAACCCGCCCAUCAUCGCCGAGGUGGAAACUCACAAGAAAUGGCUUUCUAUGCGCCAGGCAGUUGUCGAGAUGGCAAACAUCUCUUCCAUGGUGCGCUACGCUAUUCUGGCCUUCUCCAACGUCCUUCUCAGUCGUCAGGAUGGGACCUGGGCCAUGGGGGAACAAAACUACUACGAGCACGCUGCCGCCGAGGUGGCGAGCCAUGACGGCCGGUCGAUGAUUGAUUACAGUCCAAGCCGAGAAUACCUCCUGGCAACUCUCUUUUUCCUCAGCUACAUCGAUAUUCUCGACAGUCGACUGGAAGCCGCCCACACCAACCUCAAACGCGCCUACCUCUUGUUCCAAGGAAGCAACAAGAGUAGCCUAUCAGCUGCCGAGAAACAACUCCUGCUUUGGAUUCGUCUCCUGGACGGUCGUGCAGUCUCUGCUGGUGGCGACGGUCUAUUCUUGUCCAAGGAUGAUGAACUUAUGCUCGUGGAAGCAUCGCCCGCGAGUUUCGAUGGAGAGGCCGACGAUGUUUCGAAACUGGAUGCCGCCGAGGGCGAUAUCGAAGAUGCCCUAUUCCAGGUCCUGUACCAGCCAGGCGUCGUCUUCUACCAAAAAGUCCAGAGCUUCAUGGGGCGCAUAUCCAAGAUCGAUCCCUGGCAUCGUUCACGAGGGACUGUCGAGGACGAGAUCGAAGUUAUGAAUAUCGGCGCCGCUAUCACAGCCGACCUGCGAACGCUAUACGACCAACGACCGCCGUUGAUGGAUUAUGCUGUGGCGGGGAAGCUCACGGAGCCGCACGUCUCGAAGCACCUGGCGUUUGUCAUUACCCGCGCAUUCCGAACAUACCUGUCCAACUAUUACGCCAGCAAGAUUCAUCUGCACCGUGUCGCAUACAAGAACCUGCCGCUGACCAAGGAGGUGGUCGAGGCGUUGGAUCAGAUCCGGAGGCUGGCGCAGCAGAUUGUGGCAGAUUUGGACCCCGAAGACACGCUCCCGGUCAACAUGCUCUGGCCGCUUUUGAUGCUGGGCGUCGAGGAGCAGGAUGCCAACGAAAAGGUCUGGAUCAAGACGCAGAUUCUCAGAAUGGAAAAGGUCGCCGGCAACGCUCGCAUCACGGCGCAGGUGCUGGAGGAGGUCCAGGCCCGGCAAGACGCUGCAAAGGCUCGGAUGGAUAUCCGGGCGGUCAUGCACGCCGUCUUCAACUCGUGCUUCGCGAUCGUCUAG
Molecule: messenger RNA, 1806 nt
Organism: Ilyonectria robusta
Lineage: Eukaryota; Fungi; Ascomycota; Sordariomycetes; Hypocreales; Nectriaceae
Product: fungal-specific transcription factor domain-containing protein
Exons: 3
Coding region: 1-1806 (601 amino acids)
Biological process (GO): positive regulation of transcription by RNA polymerase II
Cellular component (GO): nucleus
Molecular function (GO): zinc ion binding; DNA-binding transcription factor activity, RNA polymerase II-specific; transcription cis-regulatory region binding
Source: RefSeq, a predicted model, not a curated record